Periconia digitata is the source of this 2118-nucleotide messenger RNA. The record is from the annotation of a GenBank genome assembly. NCBI's taxonomy places the organism in Eukaryota, Fungi, Ascomycota, Dothideomycetes, Pleosporales, Periconiaceae.
CCGUAACCCAAAAAGAGGCUCUAAUGAUGUAGGACUACCGUAACUGCCGCCGCGUAUUUUACCUUUACCUAGCGCGUCGUCCGCCAAGACCUGCAAGGCUGCGGCUGCUUUACUUUGCCCGAUCGGUCGCUGACGUCCUUCAACAACCUCAUCAAUCGCCUCCAGGUGGUUGGCAACCCCGCAGAUUUCGCUCUACGCAUGCCACAGCUUCUUCUCCGAGCCCAUUGAAUCAUGGCGACAGUUGCCGGACGCGACCGAUACGCGCGCCAGAGCCUCGGCGGCAAUCUCCACGCGCGCAUCAAGCAGGCGCGUGUCUUGAUGGUCGGCGCUGGCGGAAUUGGCUGCGAGCUACUUAAAAACCUCGUUCUUACCGGCUUCGGCGAUAUACAUAUUGUUGACCUCGAUACCAUCGACCUGAGCAACCUGAACCGUCAGUUCCUAUUCCGCAACGAGCACAUCAAGAAGUCGAAAGCUUUGGUCGCCAAAGAUUCCGCUGGAAGGUUCAACCCCAACGUCAAAAUAGAGCCAUACCAUGACAAUAUCAAAGACCCCAAGUUUAACGUUGCCUGGUUCAAGACGUUUGAGAUCGUCUUCAAUGCGCUGGACAACCUGGACGCUCGGCGGCACGUGAACAAGAUGUGCCUGGCUGCUGAUGUACCCUUAAUUGAAAGCGGUACGACGGGAUUCAAUGGUCAAGUGCAGGUCAUUCGCAAGGGAAAAUCGCAGUGCUAUGACUGCACGCCGAAGGAGGCGCCAAAAUCGUUUCCUGUGUGCACCAUUCGAAGCACGCCCUCCCAGCCUCUCCACUGCAUCGUGUGGGCCAAAUCCUACCUCUUCACUGAGAUCUUCGGUACCUCGGAAGACGAAGCGCCUGAACUUGAUUAUAAAAAAGACUCGGACAACGCGGAGGAGCUGAGCAACUUGCGCAAAGAGGCGCAGGCUUUGAAGCGCAUUCGCGAAUCGAUGGGCUCCGCGGACUUUCCACGCCUAGUGUUCGAGAAGGUGUUCAAGGAAGAUAUAGAUCGGUUACGCAGCAUGGAAGACAUGUGGAAGUCAAGGAAGCCGCCUGUUGCUCUGGACUUCGACAGACUUUCUACGGAGGCGCUUGGCGUUGGUACAGCAACUGCACGGAAAGAUCAAGUGGAGUGGUCACCAGCAGAGAAUUUCGUCGUAUUUGUAGACAGUCUACAACGGCUUAGUACUCGACUUGAGGAGACGCGAGCGAAUGUAGACACCGGCAAUUCCCCGCCCAUCUUGACAUUUGAUAAGGAUGAUGAAGAUACCUUGGAUUUCGUUGCAGCAAGCGCAAAUUUGCGGUCCAUUGUCUUCGACAUUGAACGAAGGUCCAAAUUCGAUAUCAAACAGAUGGCCGGUAACAUUAUCCCUGCCAUUGCAACCACAAACGCGAUGACGGCAUCUAUCUGCGUCCUACAAGCAUUCAAGGUCAUGCGUGAGGAACUAUCUAAAGCCAAGAUGGUGUUCCUUGCACCGAAUGGUACGGAGCGACGCCUCAUGACCGAGUCCCUAGCGCCUCCAAACCCAGAGUGCCCUGUCUGUAGUGUCGCCCAGGCUGUGGUAGAGGUCGAUCUCAAGCGUGCUACACUGAAUCAUCUGGUGGAGGAUCUCCGCGCACAGCUAGGAUAUGGUGAAGAGUUCAGUAUCAACAAGGACGCCAAUAUCCUCUACGACCCCGAUGAGGAUAUCAAUCUUUCCAAAACCUUCAGCGAGUUGGGACUGGAGGACGACACGUUCUUGACGAUCAUCGACGAAUCCGAGAUGGACAAGAAGGUCAACCUCGUUCUCAGCAUUGCGGCGAAAGAACUGCAAGAACAGCCUGUUCACUUGCUGGAAAAGGUCACCGUCCCCACCGCUCCGAAGAAAGCUGCUGCGCCCGAGACCAAUGGUCACAAUGGCCAUGCGCACCCGGCUACGAACGGAACUACCAUGACAGUAGUCACCAAUGGCAACAAACCUUUGAAGCGUACAGCCGAUGACGCAGGUUUGGAAGACGAGCUAGUCAAAAAGAAAGGCAAGGUCGCUGCCAAGCCGAACGAGGACUCUGGCCCCAUUGAGAUUGAGGACUCAGGCGAUGGUGCCAUAAUCAUUGACGACGACUGA